AUGAAUGAGGGAGAGGAGACAGCAAAAAGCUUGAAUUUUUGUCAAAGAUUGAAUGUGGCAGUUUAUGUUGGUUGUGCAUUAGAGUAUCUUCAUCAUCUUUGCGAAGCCCCAAUUGUUCAUUGUGAUCUUAAGCCAAGCAAUAUUCUACUUGAUGAUGAAAUGGUUGGCCAUAUAGGUGACUUUGGGCUAGCAAAAUUCAUUACAUCAGACAUACAAAAUAGCACUUCAAGCCUGUCAAGCUUUCUUGGGUUAAGAGGAACAAUUGGUUAUGCUCCGCAGGAAUAUGGCUUAGGAUGUAAUGUGACAACAUAUGGAGAUGUUUACAGCUAUAGCAUUCUUUUGCUGGAGAUGUUUACAGGGAGAAGACCAACUGAUGAAAUGUUUAAAGAGAAUCUGAACCUCCAUAACUUUGUUAAAAUAGCUUUGCCAAAUCGAGUGGCUGAGAUUACGGAUCCCACUUUUCUUCAAGAAAGUUUUAAAGGAGAAACAGUGAUGAACAACACUUUCAAUGAGAGCAGCCAAAAACAUAAUAGACUUCUUCGAAGCUUGAAUUCCAUAUUUGAAAUUGGAAUUUCUUGUUCUUUUGAAUUGCCAACUGAAAGAAUGAACCAGGCUAAUGUUGUUGCCGAGUUUUGUUCUGUAAGAGACAAGCUGCUUCCAACUCAAUCAUUAAGAACAAGAGCUGCAGAUGCAGUUUUGAUCACUAUCAUAUUUGAUUGGGAACUCCCCGGCGCUCUAUAUUCUGUCCUGCAAACAAUCCCUCCCCUGGAAAGAAACAGGGAAAAGAAGAAAAGAUCAUCAUUUCCUUUAGCAGCAGACCAAAUCUGUAAGAAAGUUAGAUUUAGCCAGAACCAACUCAGUGGACCAUUCCCUCCUUCAAUAUCCAAUGCCUCUAACCUCAUUGCGCUUCAGGUUGACGGGAACAAAUUUAGUGGAAAGAUAUCUUUAUUCCAAAAGCUAGAAAAGUUACGAAAAUUGAAUAUUGGUGACAAUCUUCUUGGUAGUCAGGGAGCAAAUGACUUAAACUUCCUCUGCUCUUUAACUAGUGCCACCAGCUUGGAAAUUGUGGUUAUUAACGACAACAGCUUUGGAGGGAUAUUACCAGAGUGCAUAAGCAAUUUGUCAACUCCUAUGACCUUUUUUUAUAUGGAAGGCAAUAACAUGGUGGGAAGAAUACCAGCAGGAUUUGGAAAUCUAAUCAACUUGGAAGGGUUGGUGGUAGGAGAAAAUCAAUUAUCAGGUUCCAUUCCAUCUGUCAUAGGCAGGUUUCAAAAACUAAAAUAUUUUGCUGUAAAUAUUAAUUCUAUCUCUGGAUCCAUCCCCACUUCAUUGGGAAAUUUAAAGAUGUUGAUCAAGUUGUAUCUAAAUGACAACAAUCUUCAGGGCGAAACUCCUCCAAGUCUAGGCAAAUGUGAAAAUCUGAUUUUUUUUUUAGAUCUUUCUAAUAACAAUCUCAGUGGUUCUAUACCUUCUCAAAUAGUUGGACUAUCAUCCUUAUUUAUCGGUCUAUACUUAUUUUCAAACCGUUUGACUGGCGUGCUUCCCAUUGAAGUAGGAAAUUCAAGAAAUCUUGGUGAAUUAGAUGUUUCUCAAAACAUGUUAUCUAGUGUCAUUCCAAAUGAUCUUGGUAAUUGUAUGAGGUUCGAGGUACUACUGAUGAGAGGCUAUUUCUUCAAUGGAUCAAUUCCUUCAUCUUUGAGUUCUUUGAGAGAACAAGCGGAAUUGAAUCUAGAGUUUCCUAUGAAUAAAUACGUAAUUUUUAUUAGAAGGUUAAUUAAUUUCUGUUAUGUUGAAAUUAUCUUGAAUAGGCCAUUAAUUAUUUUGGGGAGAAAAACUAGGUGGUGGAAUUAG
Molecule: messenger RNA, 1851 nt
Organism: Durio zibethinus
Lineage: Eukaryota; Viridiplantae; Streptophyta; Magnoliopsida; Malvales; Malvaceae
Source: RefSeq, a predicted model, not a curated record